UUCUUCUUUCAUUCUUUCUCAGGCUGACUCGAGGACCAUGGAGGCGGCUCUGCGGUUCCUCCUGGCUUUGGGGAUCUGUGUUAUCCUUGUUCAAUCUACAGCUGUGGUUCAGGAUGAACAAUAUGAGGACUAUGGGAACCAAGAAAACUGUACUGAGGGAGUUGGAUCCUGUGAAUGCUGUGAUACUGAUGAAUGUGAGAAGGUAAAUUGUGGACUCCACGCUAUACGUAUAAGCACCUGUGGGAACUACAGCUGUAAAUGUAUAAAAGGAUUCUCAUCAGAAGCCCCAUUUUGCAAUUAUACUGAGAACAACUGCAAAGACAUUGAUGAGUGCCAGCAAAAUGCUUCCAUCUGUGGACCCAAUGGAAGUUGCAUCAACAUCAAAGGAGAUUACCACUGUAAAUGCAAGACGGGAUUUGCGAAGAGUGUAAAAGAUGAUAAAAAGAUAUGCAGAGAUAUAGAUGAGUGUAUUACAAGCCCUUGUGAUCAAACUGCCAAGUGCGAAAAUUACCCAGGGAAAUACCAGUGUAUCUGUCCAACAGGGCAAUUUGAAUAUAAUGAUGCUGUCCAUGGAGGCAAAAAUGCAGUAAAAUGCAAAGCAAUCAGCAUUCCAAUACCUUCAAGGAAUAAUUGCUCAAAUGGACAGAUUUUCCUCUGUAACUUUACAACACAGUUGAGAAGUCUCUACAGUUCAUCUCUGAGUAGGCAUACUUCUGGGAAGGGAGAGGAGCUUCUGAAGGGACUUCUGGCUCUAUUGGAUGAUUUAAUAAGUAAAAUGGAAACUAUGAGCAAGGAACAAAGGCACCAUGUGGCAUCUGAGAUGAUGAAAUUAGUAGAGGACUUCCUCAGACAUUUGGCAUUCAUCCUUCCCAGUGGACUCAGUACUAUGUCCAGCAAAGCCACAGAGCUGGCUAUGGAGAUCAGAGGAGCUGGGAGUCAGAACUGGAGCCCAGCCCAGCUGUUGCAAAGUAAGACACAGAUGGAGCUAAACUGGGAAGCGGCAAGCAAAGGAGAGGAAGCCUUCAACAUGGUUGGCCUGCUCACAUACCAGGGCUUGGAGUCUGUGCUUUUUGAUGCUGACAUUGAAGGGAAAGAAUGGGAGCAAUUUGAAAAAUCACCACAGUGGGCACAGAUGGUGGGCAAGCCCAGCUACAAAGUACUGUCCCUGGUGACAGCUGCUUUUGUAGGUCACAAUGAGACUGAGCUGUUGACCUCCCCUGUUAAUAUCACCUUCAACCAUGAACAACCGUCAAAGGAGUCAAAGGUGAUUUGCGCUUUCUGGAAGCCUGUCAACAACGGUGGCCUGUGGUCUGAAGAAGGCUGUACCCGCUUGAAUUCCAGCACAGCUACAAGUACGCACUGCCAGUGCACACAUCUGACCAGCUUUGCAGUUCUCAUGGCCUUCUAUGAUGUGGAGAAUUGGGGCCUGGAUGUCAUCACCAAAAUUGGGCUCGUCAUCUCUCUGGUCUGCCUCUUCUUCUCCAUCCUCACCUUCCUGUUCUGUCGCACCAUCCGAGGCAUUCGCACCACCAUCCACCUGCACCUGUGCCUGGCACUCUUUGCUGCCUACGUCAUCUUCCUGCUGGGAGCCGGGAACCAUAGCAACAUGACUGCAUGUGCCAUAGUGGCUGGGCUCCUGCAUUACUUCUUCUUGUCUGUCUUCUGCUGGAUGCUGCUGGAGGGUGUGGAGCUCUACCUGAUGGUGGUUCAGGUUUUCAAAACUCACAGCCUCAAGCACCGGCACAUCUACCUUGCAGGAUAUGGACUACCAGCCAUCGUGGUGGGCAUCUCCGCUGCCAUCAACAGCAAGGGCUAUGGAAGCAAAGAGUGCUGGCUUGAAAGAAAUGAUGGGUUUCUAUGGAGCUUUUUAGGACCAGUCUCAUUCAUCAUCAUGGUCAAUGCCAUUGUCUUUGUGGUUACUGUUUGGAGGCUUACUGAGAAAUUUGCUGACAUCAAUCCCGACAUGAGCAAAUUGAAAAAGCAAAGGGUGCUCACAAUCACAGCCAUUGCCCAGCUCUGCAUUUUGGGCACCACCUGGAUCUUUGGCAUGUUUCAGUUCAGCGACCACACCCUUGUCAUGUCUUAUAUCUUCACCAUCCUCAACAGUCUGCAGGGGCUAUUCAUCUUUCUCCUGCAUUGUUUGCUCAAGAAACAGGUACGUGACGACUACGCCCGCUGGUUCUGCCGGGACAAACCUAACAAAAGCCAUAGCAGUGACAAAUAUUCAGACUUCAGCUCCACAACAGGAUCUAACACAUUGCGGGCACAAAAAUCUUUUAGAGAAUCUGGAAUUUAGCAACCCUUCUUAGAACCAACUUCCUGAAGUGCUUCUUUGCACAAUUCCUGUAACUGUAGCAGUCUUUUUUCCAGAAGAGGUACCUACCUGGUGAUACAGACUCUUAUUGCAACAGCGACAAUAGCACUGCCAAAAGCCUAUACAGGGGCCCACCUGGUAAGCUCAAGAACUGGACCAAUGCACUUAAGCAGAUAUUGGCACAAGUCUCUUCAGCAAGGACUCCCUUCCUCCUUCAAGCUAAGGCACUCUCCUCUCAAAAAGAAAUGGAGAAAAUCUAUAAAGAGGUACUUGCACACUUGACACUUUUAAAAAAAAGAGCCCUGUGCAAUGGGCCUUGGCUGGCCUUGGCAGUGAAGUACUGCCACAGACCUGGUGAUCAGUAAAUGAUCAUCAGAACUCUGCAGUGGACUUCUUAUGGCAGGUGAAGGUUUCCUAUCCAUUCAUGCCAUUCUUUAUGGACUGAACCACAGAUCUUAGCCCAGGGCUUUUAUUUUCCAGCUUUGCUUGGCCACAGAUAGCUACGAGGAAUAAGUGACUACUGUGAACCACACUUGCAGCAUCCCGGCUUCCUGCACUUGCUUCAAGCACUAAGAUAGGAUAUGGACUGCAGCAAAACUGGUCCAAAUGGAGUGCAAGGGGAGAAAAAACUCUGUUCAAAGCCUGCUGAUAAGCUGGAAGAGGAAACUUGACCAAGAGUGGAAUAAGUAUGCCAAAAAUUUGUGCCUGUUAAACCUGUUUGAUAUCAAAGUAGCCAUGUUAGUCUCUUGCACCACUGGAAGGAGGAAGAAAAAGAAACGUCAGCACCUUUAAGACUAAAUGGUUUUAUUUUUGCAUGAGCUUUCAUGGAUAUAAACCCUCUUCUUUGGAUGUAGUACAGACUGAUAAUAAAUGCUCAGGUAUAAAGUGUAUUUAUACUGUUGUGGGAAUGAAACAGAAUGUAAUAGGAUCCAGAUCUUUCUUUCUGGCUCCUUUUACAGAACUCUGUAAAUAUGCUUUACAUCAAGAACAUUUAGUAUCACUGUACUACACCCAAAGAAGUGGGUUUAUUUCCCUACUCAUGUGAAAAUAAAAACAAGUUAGUCUUAAAGGCACUGCUACAUUUUUUCUUUUUCAUCGCCCUUCCUUCCUCCUUUCUAUUUGAAUUCAUUUAUCCAAGACUUAGAAAAAAUAGAAUGUUCAGUAAGAUAAACCUGUAUCUAGAUGUUAUACGAUUACAGGCUGUGAACACUCAUAUGAUUAAAAAAUUCCCUGCCCUCAUGCACUUGAGGAUGUAGACUCAGGUUUACAAAAGCUCAUGCUCCCAGCUUCUUUCUUUGUCACAGAAGUGCUACAAGAUACUUUAGCAUACUGAUCUUUCAAACAAAUACAGCUAUGUCUUUAAAUUCCUUCUUAGAAUGUAUUUAGGAAACAGGAAUAUGAAAAAUUGUGUCCUCAUUUCAUUAUGUUUCUCCACAUGCCACCUAUAUUCUGGGUCCCUCCCUUAUUCAUAUAGGUUGCAAGGUUGUUUUUGCUUCUUGCAUGGCAAUACUGUAUACAGAUCUUUUUCCUGCUGUACUUAUUUUUGUAGUCAUUAUUUCCAGUCAAUUAAUUUUUGAAAUCACUACUCCCAACAGAAUCGCAACACACAAAUAUAGAUAACUAGCAUGUUAGUACAAAGACAAUGGCAAAAACUUCCUUUUCUGUUUCUGGAUUUAUUUUUAGUGAAGAAAUACUGAAGCAGGUGAACAUUCAACUGUGGUUUGUAAUGGUCAUGGUACACAGGCACUGUUACAGUAAAGCCGUAUUGCUCUUGUUUGUAUUGUUUAUCUCUUUUGACACAUUAAGGCACCUGGAGUUUCCAGAUUUCAGGAUCAACUUGAGAUGGUGCUGCACCUCAUGGCUAUUUCAUAUAGUGAUAUCUAAAUUGUAUAACAGCUAAUCAUAUAUUAAUGCUUCCUGCAUAUGUUAAUGUGGGAAAGAUACCUUGAUGCUCUCUAAAAUACUCUUAAGUGGCUUGAUGCUUCCCUGGUCACCACUUUCAGCACUGAAUGAGUACAUUGGGCCCUUGGUAUCCACUGGGGUUUGGUUCAAGAACUCCCCAUGGAUACCAAAAUCUGUGGAUAUUCAAGUCCCAUUAAAUACAAUAGCACAGUAAGACAGUGUCUCUUGUAUAAAAUGGUAAAAUCAGGGUUUAGUUUUGGGAGUGUAUAUAUUUUUAAAAUAUUUUCAAAUUGUGGAUGCUUGAAUCCGUGGAUAAAAAAAUCCAUGGAUAAGGAGGUCUGACUGUACAUUCCUAACAUUCAAGGGCACUCUCCAACCCUAAUGUAACAGUUUUUGCUAGGUGUCCAUACCCAAGUUGACAAAUUGGCAAAUCACAAUCCAGCUGUUUUGCGCAGCAAUCAAAUAAUCAAGCACACAGGCAACCAGCUGAAGUAGCACCCUGUCUGUCAAUGCCAAGCAUCCCGUUCUUCUAGAAAAAAGUCCUCAUACUCGCUUUAUGUUUAGCUCCCUGCUUCACAUUUCUUUGGUGUGUUUUGCUUCAGCGCUGUCCUCAGAGGUGGUGUUUUAUUCACAAAAUACAAGGACAAAAGAAAUGAUGCAGGAUACAUCGAUCAACGUAUUAUCAAACAAAAGAGCUCAUUAGUCUAAUAAAACGCUACUUCCACCUAAAGCCAAUCUACAGAUUUCUAGUAGAUAGUGAAGCUAAUGAACAGGUACCUAUAUAGGCUGCCCAAAUCAAAUAUUGUAGCUGUACAGAGCUUUCUCUAGGCAGGGGUGGGAAAUUGGAAGAUUAGGGGGCCACAUUAGCCCUCCACAUGCAACUCCUUGUUGUACCUGCAAAAAACUUUUUGUCCUCAAAUGCUAAGAGAAUAGGGACAUGUUUGGGGGUCUUCCUGGACACCUAGAGGCAUUUUAAGGCAAAAACUAAAUAAAAUAUUUCAACUUUUUUGCCAUUUUCCCCUGAGAAGUCCAAGGGUGCUCCAAAUAUAGUGGAAAUUCCCUCCACAUGCCCUAGGUAAUUUGGGGACAUUUUGGAGUAUUUUUUUUAAAUGCCAGGGGCCACAUGCAACCCAUACCCUACACUUAUGCCCAUCCCUGCUGUAAACCAUUUCAUUUAGGAUUCUUUCCUAACUUCUUCCUCUGUUCCUGCCAAGCACUUUGGCUAUCUAAGGUGCAAUUUGUUGUUGAGUCUUGUGACUCUGACACUAAGUCUGGAAUCGAUAUUCAGGUGGCUUCAAAAUUGAGAAUUACACUAGCAUACCUGGAUUGUAGUUCCUCUACACAUCAGUGGCUGAGGCCGCAGAGAAUUAUGUUUUGCAACCAGGAAAGGGGGCAAGUCACUGGUCCAGAAGAGAAAACACCUCUUCUUCUCUCAUGACUACAAAACGACAGCCAGUUGGUGCUUGGGAGCAGCCUUUCAUUGUUCCUGGGGUUGUGUAAGGAAGCAGUGAAUGCCUCCUCUGCAGUGACCUUACACCUGGCUUAACUUGUAGGUGGCAAACAUAUGCAGGAAUUCAUUAUUUUAUAUUCUUGUUUUGAGUGCAAGGAGGGAAGUUUGUAAGAAAAGUUUCAUUUUGUACUGCAAACCCAAAUCCUAUGUACAAGUCAUGCUUUACUUGCACCUGAAUGCUGUGUUUUGCAAUGUGAAUCUAUUAUUUCAAGUGAGGGAAACUAUUAGAUUCAAACUGCAGGAAGUAACACUCCCUACUGUUGCGUAAUUGUUUCAGUACUGUCCUGCCACAAAACAUGCUCUUGCCAACAGUGCCUUUUGAUCACCAGACAUCUUUGUACAAACAAGCUGUCCUACCCGUGUAACUUCCCACUCAUUAAUUUGAAGCACUUGUGUCUCAACAAUUUUAACAUGUACAUUUAAUUAAAAUGUAUUUUGUGAGAGUUGUGAUCUCUUUCAAAAUGGGAGGAGGAAGAAAUGAGAAUAAAGGGCCUCAGUGCCACUUGAUAUCCUGA
This is a messenger RNA of Sceloporus undulatus (fence lizard), 6241 nucleotides long. RefSeq names its product adhesion G protein-coupled receptor E5 (gene ADGRE5). Lineage: Eukaryota; Metazoa; Chordata; Lepidosauria; Squamata; Phrynosomatidae. Gene Ontology annotation, biological process: adenylate cyclase-activating G protein-coupled receptor signaling pathway; cell surface receptor signaling pathway. The transcript has 19 exons. Gene Ontology annotation, molecular function: G protein-coupled receptor activity; calcium ion binding. Bases 38 to 2296 code for a protein of 752 amino acids. Gene Ontology annotation, cellular component: membrane. The record is from RefSeq and is a predicted model, not a curated record.